CUUCUAUUUAAUCAUCGACCGCUCUCUUCCCUCCUACUCAAAUUAACUCCGUCUCCAUUUCUUCUUCAUUAGUUGUUGGGGCCCAAAACACUCUUCAAGUCUCAAGCUCUUUGCUCUGGAUUAAUAGCUUAAUUAUUUUGGUUUAAGAUAGCUCGAUAUGGGUCGAACACCGUGUUGUGAUAAAAAUGGACUUAAAAAAGGUCCGUGGACGCCUGAGGAAGAUCAGAAGCUGAUUAAUUAUAUACAGAAACACGGCCACGGGAGCUGGCGUACUCUUCCUAAGAAUGCUGGACUUGCGAGAUGUGGAAAGAGCUGUAGGCUUCGAUGGACGAAUUAUUUGAGGCCUGAUAUUAAGAGAGGAAGGUUCUCGUUUGAGGAGGAGGAGACAAUAAUUCAGUUGCAUAGUAUUUUGGGGAACAAAUGGUCUGCAAUUGCGGCUCGCUUGCCAGGAAGGACGGAUAACGAGAUCAAGAACUACUGGAACACACACAUUAGAAAAAGGCUUCUUCGCAUGGGAAUCGACCCAGUGACCCACAGCCCUCGCCUCGAUCUCCUCGACCUCUCUACACUCCUGAGUAACCCAAACUUGUUUAAUGCAUCUCAAUUCAUAGACAUCUCUAGGUUGCUUGGUGUGGAGACUCCAAUGAACUCAGAUCUCUUGAGAUUUGCUACAAAUUCCCUAUCUUCUCAGGGCGAAGACGCCAUAAACAGUUCGCAAAUUCAGGAUCCUUUCCAAUCUUUUCAAACCCAUCAAAUCCAAGAAGUUCCACCUUGUACGACAUCUAGUGCCCAUUUCUUCAGUGACUCGAACCUAAUGCAGCCAAAUGAGCAAGCGUAUAACUUAUGGCAGGCCAAUGGCAUGCCAUGUAAUUUCUCGGAAAAUCUUGUACAUGCUACAAGUGGUGUUGGGUAUGAUAAUUUGGAGCAAUCAGUUCCACAGUUUUUAUCAGACAACUCAAAUUUCCACUUGUCCAGCAACCAGAACUAUACAACGGUUACUUCAGUUCUAUCGACGCCUGCAGGUUCAAGCCCUACAACGCAGUUGAACUCGUCGUCCACUUACAUCAAUAGUAGCACUGAGGAUGAACGAGACAGCUAUUGCAGUGAGCUUUUCAAGUUCCAGAUUCCUGACUUACUGGAUGUAAGUGAGUUCAUGUAAAUUGCUAGAGAAAGAGGAUGAGAGAGAGAGAUAGAGAGAGAGAGAGAGAGUGUUAUUAGUUAGAGAAGAGUGAAGAAAACUUUGGCUGUUGCUGUAAAUGUGAAUGCAUCGUGCAGAGAGAGAGGAUACUCUAAUGUUUGAACAGUUGAGCUCAUAGAGAUAUAAUCUGCCCUUUUCUUCUACA
Messenger RNA from Asparagus officinalis (garden asparagus), 1343 nucleotides. RefSeq names its product myb-related protein Zm38-like. The record is from RefSeq and is a predicted model, not a curated record. The transcript has 3 exons. Lineage: Eukaryota; Viridiplantae; Streptophyta; Magnoliopsida; Asparagales; Asparagaceae. The coding region runs from base 158 to 1159 and encodes 333 amino acids.